GGCCUGACAACCCUAAUCCAGCAACGCCGAGUUGAAGCAUGUUUUCAUACUUUUUGCCGGGUAAAAUGUAUUUAAUUAUAUAAUUCAGCGCCCCUUGCAGCAAUGGAUCCCAUCGACACCACCAAGCGGAAGCCCAGACGCACCUACGGCACACCAUCCUACACGUAUCGCAAUCGAUUUGCCUAUGCCCUCUUGGCCGCCGGAACUGCGCUCUUCGGCAUUUGGAGCCUGACUCCCAUCCAGCGCAUUGCCAACGAAAAGCUGUCCCAGGCGGUGGCCCAAACCGAACAGGAGCGCGAUAGGAAAGGACUCUUUGAGUUCGGCGCACCAAGGACUUCGCAGUUCAUCAAAGACGCCAUCAAGGAGAGCGAGGAGCAGAGGAACAAAUAAUGGAUCGCAAGACGCGGCGGGCCAACUUCAAAAACCUGCAGCCUCGGUAAUUUUAAUUGAAAUAAAGGCCAAUAAAAUGAAUGUCAUUAUCUAA
Messenger RNA from Drosophila mauritiana, 484 nucleotides. RefSeq lists its product as uncharacterized. Bases 103 to 390 code for a protein of 95 amino acids. The transcript is spliced from 2 exons. NCBI's taxonomy places the organism in Eukaryota, Metazoa, Arthropoda, Insecta, Diptera, Drosophilidae. The record is from RefSeq and is a predicted model, not a curated record.